AUGUACGUGUCGAUCGCUUCGCUCGAUUGGAAUCAAGUGGAGCAAACCCCGCGAGGCGAGGUCUACGAAGUCUGUGACGCUGACGAGGAGGGCUGGGCUUUGUUCAUGGAGAGUGAGGCGCCGGAGACCAAGUGUGGCAAAAUGGAGUGGAUCGACGGCAGAAUCGCGAUCGUGGAGUUCCCUUCGCGCGAGCGUGGGGAUCUCGUCGGCGCGUUCGUAAGAUGCGUGACGCAGAAUAUUUCCCUUGACGCGUACCUUCAUCCGAGUGUCGGGGGCAGCACACCGCGACAUCUUCCUUAUCAUGAAGCUGAUCUCAGCUACGGUCCGACCUCCCAAGGCGGAGGUACUCUACCGCCGGGGAUCCAAUGGCGAGACUGGGACACUCUCAAACUUGAAAUCGGGUACUCCCGUGGCUGGGGCCACGGCCCUGGCGCCACGUACAAACUCUACAUGGUGCUGCAUCGCGACGGGCAUCUGCCUCUCGAUGUCUCAACACGCGUUGAAGCUCCUCACACAGUCGUGAAACUCAAUUCGCGUCUGCUGUUAGGCCUGGCCCCUCGCGCGCGACUGCCUCGUCAGCCCCCAGUUCCUGUUGGUCUUUUCAUCGACUUGUACGAGAUCCUGGAACUCACCCGGGCGCGGUUUUGA
Messenger RNA from Phytophthora sojae, 648 nucleotides. RefSeq lists its product as hypothetical. Lineage: Eukaryota; Oomycota; Peronosporomycetes; Peronosporales; Peronosporaceae. The coding region runs from base 1 to 648 and encodes 215 amino acids. The record is from RefSeq and is a predicted model, not a curated record. The transcript is spliced from 2 exons.